This is a messenger RNA of Colletotrichum chrysophilum, 831 nucleotides long. RefSeq lists its product as uncharacterized. Lineage: Eukaryota; Fungi; Ascomycota; Sordariomycetes; Glomerellales; Glomerellaceae. Gene Ontology annotation, molecular function: oxidoreductase activity, acting on NAD(P)H, oxygen as acceptor. The coding region runs from base 1 to 831 and encodes 276 amino acids. The transcript is spliced from 3 exons. Gene Ontology annotation, cellular component: intracellular anatomical structure. The record is from RefSeq and is a predicted model, not a curated record.
AUGGUCCUCCCGAGCCACCCGAACCCCGCAGCGCCGGUCGCCUCCCAUCUCGACCUCGCCGGGAAGACGGCCAUCGUCACGGGUGGCACCCGAGGCAUCGGCCUCGAAGCCGCCCGCGGUCUCGCCGAGGCCGGCGCCAAGGUUGCCAUCACGUACACCAGCACGCCCCCGGAGGAGGCUGAUGCCACGGCCGCUGCUCUGUCCAAGUCUGGCAACGGCGUGUUGGUGAAGGCGUACAAGUGCAAUGUUAAGGUGCGGUCUGAAGUUGAGGCCGUCAUUGAGGCCGCGACGAAAGAGGUCGGCGGCGGAAAGCUGGACAUCGUCGUGGCCAAUGCCGGCAUUGCGGAUCAUAUCCCUGCUAUCGAUUACCCCGAGGACAGAUUCCGGGAGAUGCUGGACGUCAACUUCCACGGUGCAUUUUGGACUGCGCAGGCGGCGGCCAAGGUGUUUGAGAAGCAGCUGAAGGCGGGCAGCGACGGACGUGGAAGCAUCAUCUUCACCGCGUCAGUGUCGGCUAUUUUGGUGAAUGUGCCGCAGAGGCAGGCGGCUUACAACGCCAGCAAGGCUGCGGUGGUGCACCUGGCCAAGUCUUUGUCGGUGGAGUGGGUUGACUUUGCGCGGGUGAACUGCGUAUCUCCUGGCUUUAUUGCGACGGAGAUGCUUUCGGUGCAUCCUGAAGAGUGGAGGAAGCAAUGGUUCUCCAUGAUUCCCGGAGGCCGACUUUGCGAGCCUGCCGAGCUGAAGGGCUCGUAUGUGUACCUCGCCAGCACCGCAAGCAGUUACAUGACAGGUGCCAAUCUGGUGAUUGAUGGUGGAUACACAUUGCCUUAA